Molecule: messenger RNA, 1436 nt
Organism: Microplitis demolitor
Lineage: Eukaryota; Metazoa; Arthropoda; Insecta; Hymenoptera; Braconidae
Product: nuclear speckle splicing regulatory protein 1
Exons: 2
Coding region: 120-1286 (388 amino acids)
Biological process (GO): regulation of alternative mRNA splicing, via spliceosome
Source: RefSeq, a predicted model, not a curated record
GUAGAAUUUAUUAUUGUUAUCAAAGUUGUUUUUUUAAAGAGCAGGAUAAUUAAAUGAAUUAAAAUAAUAAUAAUAAACUUAAUUACAGUACGAUAAUAUAAAUAUUUGUUUUUAUUGAAAUGGAUAAAAGUAAUAAGCAAUAUGGCCUUAUCGUGCCGAAGAAAGCGCAAUUGUCAGCACCUAAAGUUGGAAAUGUUUUUGGAGAUGACGAUGACUCUGACAAAGAAGAUGGUGGAGUUGAUUGGGUGAAAAAAACAUUAAAAGCUGAAGGUGAAAAAAAUCGUGUGAAAAAACAGACUAAAUUGAACAUGCAGAAGGCACUUGAUGAUGAUCCGACUAUUUAUCAGUACGAUGAAAUUUAUGAUGACAUGGAACGAGCUAAGGAAGAGAAAGUCGUUAAUGUUAAGAAGGAAGCCAAGAAGCCAAAGUAUAUUCACAAUAUAUUGAAGGCUGCUGAACGUAGAAAGCGGGAACAGGAACACAGGAUCGAGAGGAUGGUCCAGAAGGAACGCGAAGCUGAAGGUGAAAUGUUUGCUGAUAAAGAGAGUUUCGUUACUUCGGGAUAUCGCGCAAAGUUGGAGGAGUUUAGGAAGAUGGAAGAGGAAGAAGAAAAGAUGGACAGACUGGAGUCGAUUGGUGACGUUACUAAGCAGCAGGACAUGUCAGGAUUUUAUCGUCAUCUUUAUUCUCAGACUGUUGAUAAAAAAGAUAAGCAUGAAGAUGAACCUAAAGAUGAAUCGGAGUGUCAGGAAGAGGCUGGCAAAGCUGAGUCAAAUAUUGAUCAGGAUGAAGAUCUUGCAGUUGACUCGGACUCUUCUAGAGAAUACCAACCAAUGGAGUCGGACUCUGAUCAUGAAAAAGCUAUUGAUGCUAAAAUAAAUACUAAAAUAGCUUCGGCUUCACGCAAACGUCAGUACAGAGCCAGAAAUAUCAAAGACUCGGACGAAGAGUCUGAUGAAGAUGAUGAUGAUGAUGAUAAGGAAAGUGUGCAGAAGGCUGAAGAGAAAGUUGAAUCCCAAGCUGAGCCUCCAGCUGGAAAAACUCAGAAUGUUAAGAUUGAAAAAACUGAUAAUGGGACAGUCGAAGAUAAAAAACCAGAUGAUAAAUCGGAAGAUGUUAAAACUGGAUUGUCUAAAGACAAAGUCGCUGAGGAAGAGAAAAUAAUUAAAGUUCCUGAGGAAGAAAAACCCAAAGUGUCUAUUUGGGAAAAGAGGACCGUGGGAGAGGUCUACGAGGCAGCUGUACAGCGAUAUUACGCACGGAAAGCGCUUCGGAUGUCUAGUUAAUUAAAUAAAUUAUAAGUACUGUAAAUAAUAAUUAGUAAUUAGUAAUUAGUAUCUAUAUUCUUUUAAUACUUCAAGUGUUUUAUUUUUUUGACAGCUACUUAAACUAAUAGAUGUCACAGUAACGAAUAAAAAUAAAAAUUUCAACAUUUA